GACCAAGCCGGAUGAGACUGGUUGUUCCACUAUUUAAAAUGUAAAACAUGACGGAGCUAUAAAGCGCAACAGCUCUCAGCCUCAAGUUUCCCCAACAUCUCCAAAUUCACAAACUUUCCACUUUACUAUUUAUCUCGCGCUACUACCAUGUCGUCCUAUAUUCGAAAUGUCGCAUUGAUCGGGGGUACCGGCAGCCUCGGCUCCCACAUUCUCAAACAUCUCCUGGCAACCGGCAAGCACAACGUGACCGUUUUGACCCGUACCCAGAGCAAAGCAACCUUCCCCACCAACCCCAACCUCAAAAUCGCCAAGGUCGACUACUCUUCCGAGCAGAGUAUCGUUGAGGCGCUGCGCGGCAACGAUUUCCUGGCGAUCACCCUUAACUCCCAAGCCCCUCGCACGCUGCACUCUGAGAUCAUCAAUGCUGCCAAAAAGGCAGGCGUCCCCACCGUCUUGCCGAAUUACUUCGGAUUCGGUAUCCGCGAGCGCGCCGGCAAUCUAGCUAGCUGCCCAAUCAUGGGCUCCUUUAGCAAAAUCCUCAAGGAGGUGGAAGACGUCGAAGGCGUAGACUACAUUGCCCUUGUAUGCGGUUUCUGGUACGAAUUCAGCCUUUCGCUGGGAGAGCAGUGGUACGGCUUCGAUCUUAAGAAGCGGACGGUGACUUUCUAUGAUGAUGGAACGAGGAAGAUUAACACGAGCACGUGGGACCAAUGCGGACGAGCUGUUGCCGCGCUCCUUAGCCUUCCUCUGACAAAGGAGGGUGGAAAUGCGGCGAUACAGGAUUAUUUGAACAACGGCUUGUAUAUCGCUUCGUUCCUUGUCUCCCAGCGCGAUAUGUUGGACUCGCUCAAUCGCGUGCUUGGUACCACGGAUGCCGACUGGAAGAUCAGUUAUGAGCCCGUGGAGGAGCGACACAGGAAGGGCCUGGAGGAGCUGGGGAGUGGCAAUGGGUUGGGCUUCGUAAAGGCUAUGUAUGCGCGCGGUUUCUUUGCAAGCGGCGAGGGCGACUAUCAGACAGGCCAUGUUUUGGACAACGAGAAGCUGGGAUUGCCAAAGGAGGAUCUAGAUGAGGCGACAAGGAGGGCAGUUGCGAUGUCACAGAAGAGCUUUGAAUACGAGGUCUAAGCGAAAGUACUCACGCCGGGUGAAUCGCUGGCCUGGAACCCACCGCAUUCAUUUGAACUAUACAUAGACUUAUUCUAGAGUUAGAGCAACAAGACGGUCUAAAAGGUGAU
This is a messenger RNA of Cucurbitaria berberidis CBS 394.84, 1235 nucleotides long. RefSeq names its product NAD(P)-binding protein. The coding region runs from base 148 to 1125 and encodes 325 amino acids. The transcript is spliced from 2 exons. Lineage: Eukaryota; Fungi; Ascomycota; Dothideomycetes; Pleosporales; Cucurbitariaceae. The record is from RefSeq and is a predicted model, not a curated record.